This is a messenger RNA of Rhagoletis pomonella (apple maggot), 1358 nucleotides long. RefSeq lists its product as uncharacterized. Bases 488 to 1006 code for a protein of 172 amino acids. The record is from RefSeq and is a predicted model, not a curated record. Lineage: Eukaryota; Metazoa; Arthropoda; Insecta; Diptera; Tephritidae. The transcript is spliced from 2 exons.
CACAGUUAGCUUUAGAUACUAUCGAUCGAUAUACAGACUUCCGGUCGACUAAUCAAUGUAAAAGCGCAAGUAUAUAUCCACAUAUUAGACUAACUUAAUGAACAACACAAAAAUAUAGCAUUCACGAUGGAUAAGGAAGAGAAAGGAAAACUCAACUAUUUGGAUCUAACGAUUAAAAUAAACAGGACCAUCAACAGACUGGAAUACGAGAAAGCUCCCAGCGACCGACACAGUAAUACAUGAAACCUCUAACCACCCACAACAACACAAAAACGCUGCAUUUAGACAAUCAUUAACUAGACUUGAGUGAACCCCAUUAACUAAGGAAGCACACAGGAGAGAGCUAGACACAAUAUAUGCUAUUGCCAAAAACAAUGAAUACAAAAAAGAUCUGGUGGACAAAAUUAGAAAGGACUCGAAACGAAAAAGUAGGGACAAGAAAGAAAACAACGAUACAGCUUGGGCAGUGUUAACUUACACGGGUAAAAUGACAUACAAACUGGCCAAGGUUUUCCAAAAAUUCAACAUUCGCACAUCGUUCAGAACCAGGAACAACGUCGGAAGGAUGCUGAACAACAGCACAAACGAAGAGGACACUCUAGAUAAGCAGGGUGUAUACAAAUUAACGCGUGAAUGCAAGUGUAGCUACAUACGGCAAACUGGCCGUAAGAUUAAAACAAGAUUCCGCGAACAUAUAAGAGACUACCAUAAGAGGAUACAAAAGCCGAGCGUCACCCCAGAAUCAAACUUCGCAAAUCAUAAGUUCGAAAAUAAAUAUACACCAAUGAAAAUUAAUAAGGCAGCCAAACUCCUCCACGUACAGCAUAAAGGACGGCGUUUGAACAUAUUGGAAAACAUAGAGAUAUACAAGCAGAAAGCAUUUCAAGGGAGUAUUAUAAACGAACAAACAAACACCGUAUCCGAUGUAAUAUUCGAACCACUCAAGAUGCUGUACGAAAAAUAUGAGAAGACCCCUGGAAAAAAACGUCAACGCGAAGACACAUAACCACGCCGCAGAAACCCAGAAAAUGAAAAUAACGGAUUUCUAUCUGCCGGCACAAGCAAGCAACCUAAUACCUGCUAAAUAACGAAACAUAAACCGACGCAAUCACGAAAACGAAGAAAAUAAAAAUAACGGAUUUCUACCUGCCGGCGAAUACAAGCAACCAAAAAAGCACCUACCUGCGAGAUAAUGAAACAAAAGCGGUCGCACUUAGAUGGGUAUGCAUGACCUAAUGACAGUUAAAACAGAUAGUAGCACGAAUACAUAAAAGCGGAAGGAAUCACGAACUAUUCAGAACGAAAAAUAACACUGAAGAUGGCACAUUCGAAACCGCUUUGUCUCCAAACCAAAUUUG